AUGUUAAAAAAACAAUAUUCAUCGUUUUUUUUGGCACUUGUUAUGAUAUGCAUUACACGUACAGCUCUUGCGGUUGAAGUGAAAACUUCACUUGGUCUAAUACCUUCACCUGAUAUACCUGGUAUUCCGAAAGAAGGAAAUGAUUAUUCAAAGUUAUUAGCUUAUUCUUUAUAUUUCUAUGAGGCACAAAGAAGUGGAUACUUACCUCCAAAUAAUCGUGUAUCUUGGAGACAUAAUUCUGCGCUUGAAGAUGGGAAGGAUAGAGGCGAUUACGUAAAGUUUACUUUGCCAUUAUCUUGGACACUAUCUGUCAUUUCAUGGGGUGCAAUCGAAUGGUUUGAUGGAUAUCAACUUUCAAAUCAAACUGGAUAUCUUCAUGAUAUGGUCAAAUGGGGAACAGACUGGUUGAUAGAAGCCCAUGCUAAACCUGAUCAACUUUUCAUCCAAGUUGGUUCAAGUACUGUUGAUAAUAAUUAUUGGGGACCUGAUACUAAUAUUCCGUAUCCACGUCCUUCCUAUGAUGUUAAUUCAACAGUACAUGGUACAGAUACAGCCGCAGAAACUGCUGCGGCUUUCGCUUCCUCGGCAGUUUUAUUUCGAGAUUUUUUUAAAGAUACUGCUUACGCCAAUACAUUAAUGUCCCAUGCUAUAAACGUUUAUUCUUUUGCCGAAACUCAAAACCUAACAUUGUCUACAAUCUCCACCAAUGGAAUCUAUGGAUAUAGUACUUCAGAAUUCUAUGACAAGCUGGUUUGGGGAGCUCUUUGGUUAUAUCGUCUCACUAAUCAGUCUCAAUAUUUAGAUAAAGCAAUAAAUUAUUAUAGCUCAUACAAAAACAAAUCAUAUGCUACAAGAGUUAUGACAUGGGAUGAUCAAAUAGUUGCAAUUGACUAUAAUUCCGCAUUUCAAGGUAUAAUAGCUUAUUAUGUUAUGGACACGUAUGUCCCACCACCAAACCAUCCGGAUGAACCAAUAAAUCCAGAAAAUCCAAUUCCUGCAUCAUUUCAAAAUACAAAAACUAUAAUUAUAAUUGUUGCCU
Molecule: messenger RNA, 1039 nt
Organism: Dentiscutata erythropus
Lineage: Eukaryota; Fungi; Glomeromycota; Glomeromycetes; Diversisporales; Gigasporaceae
Source: the annotation of a GenBank genome assembly